Messenger RNA from Leguminivora glycinivorella, 7681 nucleotides. RefSeq lists its product as uncharacterized. The coding region runs from base 124 to 7662 and encodes 2512 amino acids. The transcript is spliced from 17 exons. Gene Ontology annotation, cellular component: nucleus. The record is from RefSeq and is a predicted model, not a curated record. Gene Ontology annotation, biological process: regulation of DNA-templated transcription. NCBI's taxonomy places the organism in Eukaryota, Metazoa, Arthropoda, Insecta, Lepidoptera, Tortricidae.
CGCCAUAUUGUGGCUGACUGGCUGUGCAAGCGUCCUUGUGUAACGCUUAGAUUGUGAAUUGUUUUAAAGGUGUAGUGGCUUAAGAUACGUUAAAAGUGCUAGUUUUUAUUGAUUUAAGUGAUAAUGCAGACCGGCAGCGGAGCCAAAAACCCGCCAUGGGCGCGAUCAAAUGUGAAUACAAACAUGACCGGCAUGAAUACGCAAAUCAUGGACCCUAACUCUAUGAUGACACAACAGGGUAUGAUGCCAUUCCAACAAACUCCCGCUGUGUUUAAUCCGAGUAUGAUGCAAGCUCAGAGUGGCAUGUCCAUGCCAAUGGCAGGGCAAAUGCAAAUGAACCAAAUGACCCAAGGUCAAAUGUACCCGGGCAAUGUUGUUGCGUACCCGACACCACGUGCUAUGAACCCGGGAAUGUAUCAAAACAACUCAUCGGGGGGUACGGCUCCAUCCAAUGAACAGAGGGUGUUUACAGGAACUGUAACAAAGACUCAUAACGACUUCGGUUUUGUCGAUCACGAUGUCUUUUAUCAAACUUCCGUGUGCGCCAAGGGCAUCAUUCCAAAAGUAAACGACAGAGUUCUGGUGGAGGCGAACUACAACCCUAACAUGCCGUUCAAGUGGAACGCGACUAGAGUGCAAGUGCUGCCUAAAAAUGGGCCAGGUAAUCAGAAGCAGAACACCCCAAAAAGCAACAACUAUAAUGCUGUACCACCACCCUCAGGUGAUAGACAGUCUAACAGGAAGGAUCGCAUGCCGAGAGGCAGAGAUAACAGAGACAUGAGAGAUAGAGAUAACAGGAAACGCUCAAGAACCAGAAGCCGCUCCCGCUCAAGGAACAUCCAUGAAAACAGGGUGAUCAGGAGAGAUUCUCCACCCCGCAAGCGCCCAGUGAUUCACCAACCUUCACCAGUCAAAUAUGUAGUCAGAGUGCCGCGUAUGCCAUUGGACAUCGUCCAGCUAGAUGUCCCAGCAUUGUCUCAAAGGUACACUAACAUGUAUGUGCCGUCCGACUUCUUCAAUGCCCAAGUGAAAUGGGGCGAGACAUUCCCGCCGCAGUCCCCACUGUCGCUCAACAACCCAUGUCAGUACUACAUCAUGAACAAGGAUAUCGACAAUCCUCUGGGCAAUGACUCCGUCUUGGAACCUCCAGAUGCGGAUUACAGAUUUUCAGCUAAGGUGAUGUUGAUCAGCAUGCCUACACUGGAAUCACUUUACCAGAAAUGUGGGCUGACUAAAGUAGAUGAGAAAGACAAACGCUCCACCAAUUCCAAAACUCCCUUGCACCCUACCCGUUUGAUCAAGUUCCUUGUUGGCCAGAAAGGAAAAGGUGGUGAAAAUUUUGCUAUAGGUGGACCAUGGAGUCCUUCUCUGGAUGGCGAAAACCCUCAAUCAGAUCCCAGCGUCCUGGUCAGGACCGCCAUACGCACAUGCAAGGCCCUGACUGGAAUCGAUUUGUCUAACUGCACCCAAUGGUACCGAAUGGUGGAGUUUUACUACUGGCGCGAGGGCAGCAACGGCAAGUCGCGGCUCGAGUCUGUGGUGUUGUUCCUGCCCGACGUGUGGUCGGCGCAGCCGUCGCGUAUCGAGUGGGCCAACGUUCAGGAGACAUAUAAGACCGCCUGCGACAACGCGAUAAGGAACCUCGACAUCCUCGCGGCGGAGGUGGCGGCGGCGCCGCAGCCCGCCGCAGCCGCCGCGCCCGCCGAGCCGGCCGCCGUCGCGGAGCCCGCGGCGCAGGCGACAGCGGACAAAUCCAAAAUUGAUACGUCAAGCCAUGAUGACAGUACCAUAACCAUAGAUGAGAAUGAUGAUGAUGAGGAAAGGCCUGAGCCCACACAUUAUUCCAAGAUUGAUCUGAGGACCAUUAAAGUUGACCAACUGCGCCAAGAGCUGAGAGCUCGCAAUGUCAGCUGCAAAGGUCUCCGUGCUCAACUAGUGUCCCGCCUCUCAAAGCUGGUCAAACAAGAGGAAGAAAAGGAAACGAAAGGCGAUGAGGUCGAGGUGUUAGACGACGACGCAGAACCAGAGCCAGAAAAGAAGGAUGCCUCUAAAGACGAGUCCAUAGAGAUAUCGGAUGACAAGGAUGAGCCUAAAGCGGAGAAGGAAGAUAAGAAAGAGGAGAAAAAGGAGGAUAAGGAGAAAAAACCGGCACCGAAGUCUGAGAAGGAAAUUGAACAGGAGUUGAAAAGGCUCGAGAAAGAGAGGCAGACGCUAAAGUCACGCUACGAAGUGCCGAACACGCCUCACAUCCUCGUGCACCCGUCCGCCACGGCCAAGGGCGGCAAGUUCACCUGCAACAUCGCCACGCUGUCCUUCCUGCUCGACUACCGCAUCACCGACAACAAGGAGCACAGCUUUGAGCUGUUCGUGUUUGCCGAACUUUUGAACGAGAUGCUUAUGCGUGAUUUCGGCUUCUACAUUUACAAAACACUUUACACAUUGCCCGAAAAGGUUGAGGAAGUGAAGGAAGUCAAGGAUAAAGAAUCGAAGGAAGUAGUUAAAGACGAAAAGACUGCUGACAAAGCUGAGAAGAAGGACGACAAAAAAGAAGAUGAGAAGAAAGACGACAAAAAGGAGGAAAAGAAAGAAGAAAAGAAAGAGGAGAAAAAAGAGGAAAAGGAUAAGAAAGACGAGCGGCGAGAUGACAAACGUGAAGUCUCUCGGCGGCGGGACCGGCGGGGUUCGGCGAGUGAUGACGAGCGCAGCACGUCUCCCCGGCGGCGCAGCCGCGGCGUAGAGCUCCCACCCGACCCCUACCUGCUGCUGUCACUGGUAUACUUCGACACAGCUCGCGGUGGACACGUCACCAAGAAAGACUUGCAGAACCUCUUCAUGAGCUUGGGCCUGCAGUUAUCCCGAUCUCAGAUACGCAACGUGCUUGAGAAAGUUUGCAUCAAGGACUCGUUUAGUUACAAGACCCUUAUCCAGUCCAUCAAGGAUCUCGUGGCCGGCUCACACGAGGCGAUGCAAGAUCUGCCGCUCGACACCGCGGUCGUUCCUCAGGAGGUGCCACCUCACAUCGCCGAACUAGAGGCCGCUAUUGCAGCUGGUAACCGAGAGCUGUUGCCGGUCUUUAAUAGGCCCUCUGAGGGAGAGUCCGCGUCUAGUGAAACUAAGGAUAUUAGUGAAAAGGGUGUGGUGGUGUACAAGUCUCGCGUGAUCGACGUGGGCGCGCUGGUGGCCGCGGAGGCGCGCAACGCGGCGACUCGCGGGCGCCUGGAAGCCGCGCUGGAGGACACGCGGGCGCAGCUGCGCAGCGCGCGCCAGGCCGCCGUGUCGCGCCAGCAGGCCGAGCGCGGCGCCACCGCGCAGCUGGGCGAGCUCAGCGACCAGCUCGCCGCCGCGCACAAGCGCGUCACCUCGCUGCAGGUACACACUACAUACUACACUACACACUACACACUGGAGGACACGCGGGCGCAGCUGCGCAGCGCGCGCCAGGCCGCCGUGUCGCGCCAGCAGGCCGAGCGCGGCGCCACCGCGCAGCUGGGCGAGCUCAGCGACCAGCUCGCCGCCGCGCACAAGCGCGUCACCUCGCUGCAGGUACACACUACAUACUACACUACACACUACACACUGGAGGACACGCGGGCGCAGCUGCGCAGCGCGCGCCAGGCCGCCGUGUCGCGCCAGCAGGCCGAGCGCGGCGCCACCGCGCAGCUGGGCGAGCUCAGCGACCAGCUCGCCGCCGCGCACAAGCGCGUCACCUCGCUGCAGGUACACACUACAUACUACACUACACACUACACACUGGAGGACACGCGGGCGCAGCUGCGCAGCGCGCGCCAGGCCGCCGUGUCGCGCCAGCAGGCCGAGCGCGGCGCCACCGCGCAGCUGGGCGAGCUCAGCGACCAGCUCGCCGCCGCGCACAAGCGCGUCACCUCGCUGCAGGUACACACUACAUACUACACUACACACUACACACUGGAGGACACGCGGGCGCAGCUGCGCAGCGCGCGCCAGGCCGCCGUGUCGCGCCAGCAGGCCGAGCGCGGCGCCACCGCGCAGCUGGGCGAGCUCAGCGACCAGCUCGCCGCCGCGCACAAGCGCGUCACCUCGCUGCAGGUACACACUACAUACUACACUACACACUACACACUGGAGGACACGCGGGCGCAGCUGCGCAGCGCGCGCCAGGCCGCCGUGUCGCGCCAGCAGGCCGAGCGCGGCGCCACCGCGCAGCUGGGCGAGCUCAGCGACCAGCUCGCCGCCGCGCACAAGCGCGUCACCUCGCUGCAGGUACACACUACAUACUACACUACACACUACACACUGGAGGACACGCGGGCGCAGCUGCGCAGCGCGCGCCAGGCCGCCGUGUCGCGCCAGCAGGCCGAGCGCGGCGCCACCGCGCAGCUGGGCGAGCUCAGCGACCAGCUCGCCGCCGCGCACAAGCGCGUCACCUCGCUGCAGGUACACACUACAUACUACACUACACACUACACACUGGAGGACACGCGGGCGCAGCUGCGCAGCGCGCGCCAGGCCGCCGUGUCGCGCCAGCAGGCCGAGCGCGGCGCCACCGCGCAGCUGGGCGAGCUCAGCGACCAGCUCGCCGCCGCGCACAAGCGCGUCACCUCGCUGCAGGUACACACUACAUACUACACUACACACUACACACUGGAGGACACGCGGGCGCAGCUGCGCAGCGCGCGCCAGGCCGCCGUGUCGCGCCAGCAGGCCGAGCGCGGCGCCACCGCGCAGCUGGGCGAGCUCAGCGACCAGCUCGCCGCCGCGCACAAGCGCGUCACCUCGCUGCAGGUACACACUACAUACUACACUACACACUACACACUGGAGGACACGCGGGCGCAGCUGCGCAGCGCGCGCCAGGCCGCCGUGUCGCGCCAGCAGGCCGAGCGCGGCGCCACCGCGCAGCUGGGCGAGCUCAGCGACCAGCUCGCCGCCGCGCACAAGCGCGUCACCUCGCUGCAGGUACACACUACAUACUACACUACACACUACACACUGGAGGACACGCGGGCGCAGCUGCGCAGCGCGCGCCAGGCCGCCGUGUCGCGCCAGCAGGCCGAGCGCGGCGCCACCGCGCAGCUGGGCGAGCUCAGCGACCAGCUCGCCGCCGCGCACAAGCGCGUCACCUCGCUGCAGGUACACACUACAUACUACACUACACACUACACACUGGAGGACACGCGGGCGCAGCUGCGCAGCGCGCGCCAGGCCGCCGUGUCGCGCCAGCAGGCCGAGCGCGGCGCCACCGCGCAGCUGGGCGAGCUCAGCGACCAGCUCGCCGCCGCGCACAAGCGCGUCACCUCGCUGCAGGUACACACUACAUACUACACUACACACUACACACUGGAGGACACGCGGGCGCAGCUGCGCAGCGCGCGCCAGGCCGCCGUGUCGCGCCAGCAGGCCGAGCGCGGCGCCACCGCGCAGCUGGGCGAGCUCAGCGACCAGCUCGCCGCCGCGCACAAGCGCGUCACCUCGCUGCAGGUACACACUACAUACUACACUACACACUACACACUGGAGGACACGCGGGCGCAGCUGCGCAGCGCGCGCCAGGCCGCCGUGUCGCGCCAGCAGGCCGAGCGCGGCGCCACCGCGCAGCUGGGCGAGCUCAGCGACCAGCUCGCCGCCGCGCACAAGCGCGUCACCUCGCUGCAGGUACACACUACAUACUACACUACACACUACACACUGGAGGACACGCGGGCGCAGCUGCGCAGCGCGCGCCAGGCCGCCGUGUCGCGCCAGCAGGCCGAGCGCGGCGCCACCGCGCAGCUGGGCGAGCUCAGCGACCAGCUCGCCGCCGCGCACAAGCGCGUCACCUCGCUGCAGGUACACACUACAUACUACACUACACACUACACACUGGAGGACACGCGGGCGCAGCUGCGCAGCGCGCGCCAGGCCGCCGUGUCGCGCCAGCAGGCCGAGCGCGGCGCCACCGCGCAGCUGGGCGAGCUCAGCGACCAGCUCGCCGCCGCGCACAAGCGCGUCACCUCGCUGCAGGUACACACUACAUACUACACUACACACUACACACUGGAGGACACGCGGGCGCAGCUGCGCAGCGCGCGCCAGGCCGCCGUGUCGCGCCAGCAGGCCGAGCGCGGCGCCACCGCGCAGCUGGGCGAGCUCAGCGACCAGCUCGCCGCCGCGCACAAGCGCGUCACCUCGCUGCAGGUACACACUACAUACUACACUACACACUACACACUGGAGGACACGCGGGCGCAGCUGCGCAGCGCGCGCCAGGCCGCCGUGUCGCGCCAGCAGGCCGAGCGCGGCGCCACCGCGCAGCUGGGCGAGCUCAGCGACCAGCUCGCCGCCGCGCACAAGCGCGUCACCUCGCUGCAGGUACACACUACAUACUACACUACACACUACACACUGGAGGACACGCGGGCGCAGCUGCGCAGCGCGCGCCAGGCCGCCGUGUCGCGCCAGCAGGCCGAGCGCGGCGCCACCGCGCAGCUGGGCGAGCUCAGCGACCAGCUCGCCGCCGCGCACAAGCGCGUCACCUCGCUGCAGGUACACACUACAUACUACACUACACACUACACACUGGAGGACACGCGGGCGCAGCUGCGCAGCGCGCGCCAGGCCGCCGUGUCGCGCCAGCAGGCCGAGCGCGGCGCCACCGCGCAGCUGGGCGAGCUCAGCGACCAGCUCGCCGCCGCGCACAAGCGCGUCACCUCGCUGCAGGUACACACUACAUACUACACUACACACUACACACUGGAGGACACGCGGGCGCAGCUGCGCAGCGCGCGCCAGGCCGCCGUGUCGCGCCAGCAGGCCGAGCGCGGCGCCACCGCGCAGCUGGGCGAGCUCAGCGACCAGCUCGCCGCCGCGCACAAGCGCGUCACCUCGCUGCAGGUACACACUACAUACUACACUACACACUACACACUGGAGGACACGCGGGCGCAGCUGCGCAGCGCGCGCCAGGCCGCCGUGUCGCGCCAGCAGGCCGAGCGCGGCGCCACCGCGCAGCUGGGCGAGCUCAGCGACCAGCUCGCCGCCGCGCACAAGCGCGUCACCUCGCUGCAGGUACACACUACAUACUACACUACACACUACACACUGGAGGACACGCGGGCGCAGCUGCGCAGCGCGCGCCAGGCCGCCGUGUCGCGCCAGCAGGCCGAGCGCGGCGCCACCGCGCAGCUGGGCGAGCUCAGCGACCAGCUCGCCGCCGCGCACAAGCGCGUCACCUCGCUGCAGGUACACACUACAUACUACACUACACACUACACACUGGAGGACACGCGGGCGCAGCUGCGCAGCGCGCGCCAGGCCGCCGUGUCGCGCCAGCAGGCCGAGCGCGGCGCCACCGCGCAGCUGGGCGAGCUCAGCGACCAGCUCGCCGCCGCGCACAAGCGCGUCACCUCGCUGCAGGCGAGCUCCAAAAUCUUCCAUUCCGCCUUGAAGAGCAUCCAGUCUAAAGUGGAAGCCGUCGUGAACAUCAAGUUCGAGGACGACGACGUCGUAGAAGUCGUGAACGGACCGUCAAAGUAUGAAAAGAUGCCAAAGAAAGAGGAAAUCAAGAAACAAGAAGACCAAGAUGUGAAAUCAACUAAAGAAGAAGUAGAAGUCCCCACAAGCACGGAAGUCGACUCUUCAAACCAAGAUAAAGACACGACUGAUAUCAUCUCCACAGAAAACAUGGAUAUUGAUGAUAAGGAAUAAACUUAGAUUUUAUGUAUAA